AUGAGCACGGUUGUGAACACCCGCACGUACUCCACCCCCAUGGACUACUCCCUCUCGCGGCACACCAACAGCGCAGGGGCGCCCCUGCCCCGCAUCCCCCGUCGAGCAUCGGCCUCACGGACACCUACGGCGUCGUCCUCGACUGCCGCCGCCAUUCACAGCAUCUUUGCGGUGGCUGCACCGUUAUACUCCCCUCCCGCGACCCCCGCCGCGUUGGUCGUCCAGCCUCCCACUCCGGAGCGUGUCGAAUCUCCCACACGGCGGAGCGGUUCAGAGGAGGGGUCCAGUUCGUCGAGCAGCUCGGAAGCGUAUGUCCAGAUGCUCAACCCGCGUGUCAAGCGCGUCCGCAGACCCAAGAUGCAGUCCCUUCGUGCACCCGCCGAUUCGACACCCACGCCAGCGGUACACAACGCCAAGAACGCGUCGGAGAGAGCUGUCGCUUUCCCUGCAUGCGAUACGGAUGAAAACGCGUUGGGGAAUGAAACACCCCGACCGUCCACCUCCUCGUCCCGCUUGGGUUUCCGGAUAGACCUUGGUACACUGAAGACACCUCUUGGCGACUCGUCUACAGCGCUUCGUUCGGACGGCAGCAACAGUCGUACGGUGUCCGCCCCUCAGGAGAGCGCAGCGAGUAUAGCACGGAAGAAAUCGGGCGAGCCACUGAAGUCGUCGCUCAAGAGUCGGCGGCCGAUCGUUCGCGGGGACCUCUCAGUCGUCACGGACAUCGCGUCGACAAAGAGCGAACCUGCAACGCCGAUGGGCUCCAAGUCCGUUCACUUCGACGCCAAGCUGGAGCACGUCAAACUGUUCCUGGCUGAGCAGAAGCCGCUCGCGAUCUCUCGCCAGGGUAGCCCGACGGACACGAGUGGAACGGAGAGCGAUUUCCCGAGCGCAAUAUACGGCAAGCGGACGGAGGACAAGACGCUUACGAUGCAAGUCGUCAACAUGCCGGCAUCGCCUCGCUUGGACGCGGACAUCGCGUUCGAACGGCUCGAGCUCUCGUCCGAGGGAACCGUGCUGAACGGCACCGUCCGCGUGCGCAAUCUUGCGUUCGAGAAGUGGGUCGCAGUUCGGUUCACCGUCGACUCGUGGCAAACGACGAGCGAGGUUACGGCGCGGUACUCGGACUCCAUCGAGGCGGGCGUGUUCGACCGGUUCUCGUUCUCGAUACGUCUGGGCGACAUGCUUGCACGGAUCGAGGAGAAGACCAUGUUCUUCGCGCUCCGCUACAACGUCGCUGGCCGCGAGAUCUGGGACAACAACGACGGACAGAACUACAAGGUCACGUUCGCUAAGGUGUCCCGGAUCAGCACUUCGACAUCCGCGGAUUCUGGCCUCGCCUCGCUCAAGAGCAAGCUCGAGAACGUCGUCAAGGGACGGGAGACCGUCGGCGGGUACGUGGCUGAAGGCCGCAAGACCCGCGCGGAGUCGUUCACCCUGGAAGCGACAACCUCCCUCUCCUCCCGGUACGACUUUGCCCAGUCGUUGAAGAGCCCGUGGACGCGUACCCCGAUCGCGACCAAGAGCGUCACGCAUGCACGCACGAGCACCUAUCCCAACUCGAUACCUCAGUUCCCCAUUCGGGCCGGUGUCAAGAAGGUGUUCGAGGAUGUACACUCCCUUACGCGCGGCUCUCCGCGCAUCCUUGACUCCGAGGACACGCCCACGCUUUCGCUCCCCGUGGAUGCGGCCCUCGAGGACACCCCAGUGGCAGCCAUGAGCCGCCGUCGCGGGCGGAAUCACCAGCGCGGCUACUUCGACUUGGGCCUUUCGCACCACUCGUCUGGCGCUGUCCGGCGGACGCCUACCAGCGCAGAUGCGCUCAGUCCGAUGUCUGUUCCGCGCUCGGUCGGCACUCAAGAGCAGGCGGCGUGGUAUGUGGAGAUGGGUGGCAGCGCGGAGUCGACGCCGUCCGUGACCACGUCCGAAUCGUCUUCGCCAUCGGGGUCACCUGUUGACGGCGCACCGUAUAACGUUCUGGGUGGAGAUGUCGGUGGGCUACGUAGUCCGGUGGAGAGUGACAGCUACAGCGUGUUUCUGAACAGGUACUGCUACUACACCGGUGGUGGAGCAGGCGACCCGUUCCUGGAUGCGCAGCCAGAGGCAAUCCACCGCUCGCACUCCGCGUCGAGCGUAGAGGAGUUCCUCUCGGCGCCGAAUCCGAACUACAUGCUCUCGCCCGGCGAGGCACCCACACGUUCCCCGAGCUACGACGAUGUCGUCUCGAUGAGCGGGAACACGACGCCCACUGCGCGCAGCAUGGGCAUGUUUGGACAGACGUCGCCGUCGAUGUUGUCCGUCGCGCAAUAG
Trametes versicolor FP-101664 SS1 is the source of this 2310-nucleotide messenger RNA. RefSeq lists its product as uncharacterized. Gene Ontology annotation, biological process: regulation of glycogen biosynthetic process. The transcript has 2 exons. Gene Ontology annotation, cellular component: protein phosphatase type 1 complex. Gene Ontology annotation, molecular function: protein phosphatase 1 binding; glycogen binding. The record is from RefSeq and is a predicted model, not a curated record. NCBI's taxonomy places the organism in Eukaryota, Fungi, Basidiomycota, Agaricomycetes, Polyporales, Polyporaceae. Bases 1 to 2310 code for a protein of 769 amino acids.